Penicillium robsamsonii is the source of this 852-nucleotide messenger RNA. RefSeq lists its product as uncharacterized. The transcript has a single exon. The record is from RefSeq and is a predicted model, not a curated record. Bases 1 to 852 code for a protein of 283 amino acids. NCBI's taxonomy places the organism in Eukaryota, Fungi, Ascomycota, Eurotiomycetes, Eurotiales, Aspergillaceae.
AUGAACCAUUGGAGUUCCCGUCCAAGGGAAAACAACACAAUUUUUGACAUUCAGACCCCAAUUGUCUCCCUCAUUGAGAUAGACUAUACCAACCCGGUUUUCUAUACUCUAUCCAACGCGACAGCUCCUCCAACAAAGCCAUUGGUAACAGAAUGUGCUGUAUACUUUUACGAACGACGAUACUCAGCGAGCUUAUACCCGCCUGGCACCCAAAACAGCCAUCCAAUGCAGGUUAUUGAUACACAGCAGCUCAUUGCUAGAGAUGUCCCUGAAGAAAGUCGCACUCAUACCUCACCAUUCCCCGUUUACUUUGCACCCCCAAACGGGUCGGCAACCCUAUCAAAAAACCCGUCCUACAGCAUCGAUCAGCGGAUGUUCAACAGUUUCAAACCUGCAAUGAUGAGAAUAUUCAAUGGCGCAACUGAUUUCACACAAUCAGAUGUGUUAGACCUAACAACCUUUCUGCGCAAAGGCAACCUCAGUCAAUUACUCGAUUCAAUGUCCACUAGCGUCACUGAUGUCCUACGCGCUUAUCGCGGGGGUAAGCCGACUCGGGGGAAGGCAUUUCGAGUCGAGACAUUCAUUCAUAUCCGAUGGCCGUGGAUAAUUCUUCCGGUUAUUGUUACUCUGGGAUCAACCGCGCUGCUUCUGGGAACUGCAAUAGAAAGCAAACGUCGUAAGGCCGUGCUGUGGAAGUGUAUGGCGCUUCCAUUAUUAUCAAGCCAUCUCCAUACUACACCGGAGAAUGAGAUUGUAUCUGUGCGCAGCGUGGAUAGAAUGACUGAUAAAUGGAAGAAGAUGCGCGCUGUAAUGGUACAGGAUGAAGGGCCACUUACAUUCAGGGAAAAGUAA